Capra hircus (goat) is the source of this 591-nucleotide messenger RNA. Its product is annotated as hydroperoxide isomerase ALOXE3-like. Gene Ontology annotation, molecular function: metal ion binding; oxidoreductase activity, acting on single donors with incorporation of molecular oxygen, incorporation of two atoms of oxygen. The record is from RefSeq and is a predicted model, not a curated record. Bases 153 to 482 code for a protein of 109 amino acids. The transcript has 4 exons. NCBI's taxonomy places the organism in Eukaryota, Metazoa, Chordata, Mammalia, Artiodactyla, Bovidae. Gene Ontology annotation, biological process: linoleic acid metabolic process; lipid oxidation.
UCCAUGGGGUUGCAAAGAGUCGGACACGACUGAGCAACUGAACUGACUGAACUGUCUGUUUUCUCAUCUGAAAAUGGAGCUGAUAGGAGACCUACCUCAAAGGGGUGCCUUCCAGCCUGGACAGCUGUGCUGACCUGACUGAGUUUCUCUCCAUGACCAUCUUCAGCUGCUCAGCCCAACACACUGCUGUCAAUACUGGUCAGUUUGGUUUCAGUGGCUGGAUGCCCAAUUCUCCCAGUACCAUCCGGCUCCCCCUGCCUACCUCCAAAGGCCAGAGCCUGACAAGCCUGAUGGCUUCACUCCCUGAGGUCAACGUCACGUGCCACUCCCUUGAGCUCUUCUGGAGUGUCAGCGAUGAAACCAAGGACACUCGGUACCUGGGCACCUACCCUGAUGAGCACUUCACUGAGGAGGCCCCGAGGAAGAAGACUUCUGUCUUCCACAGCCACCUGGCCCAGAUCUCAUGGGACAUCCAGGAGUAAAACCGGGGCCUGGCGCUGCCAUUUGCGUGUACCUGGACCAGGCUUUGGUGGGAACAGCAUUGCCUUGUGAGCACGGCACGCUCCAGCCCUGGCAUGCACCCAUAGUAAA